GGCUCCAGAACACUUCCGGGAGGCUCCUGUGGGGAAGUGUUUGGGUGUGUGCUUCCGGCGGCUUCCUGGCUGGUUCCUCAGCCUCCCGGACCAUCGGGCUGAAGUAGUGGGCAGGGAACGGGGCGCUGGCAACCCCCGGUCGUUGGGCCCGUCAGUCUCUAGCCAUGGACCGGGACCUUAUGCGGCAGUCACUGAAUUUCCACGGGCCGUCAUUGCUCUCCCUGCUCAGGAGCGAACAGCAGGACAAUCCGCACUUCCGGAGCCUCCUGGGGUCGGUGGUCGAGCCUGCCCGGGGCCCGCCGCCCCAGCAGCAGUUACAGGGAAGAAAAGAGAAGAGAGUUGAAAACAUUGAAAUACAAAAAUUCAUUUCCAAAAAAGCGGAUCUGCUUUUUGCACUUUCCUGGAAAUCAGAUGCACCUACAACUUCUGAAGUUAAUGAAGACGAUGAAGAGCAUUAUGCAAUCAUGCCACCUUUAGAGCAAUUCAUGGAGAUACCUAGUAUGGACCGGAGAGAGCUCUUUUUUCGAGAUAUUGAGCGUGGUGAUAUAGUGAUUGGAAGAAUUAGUUCCAUUCGGGAAUUUGGGUUUUUCAUGGUGUUGAUUUGUUUAGGCAGUGGCAUUAUGAGAGAUAUAUCCCACUUAGAAAUCACAGCUCUAUGUCCACUAAGAGACGUGCCUUCUCUCAGUAACCAUGGGGAUCCUUUAUCAUAUUACCAAAUUGGUGACAUCAUUCGAGCUGGAAUCAAGGAUAUCGACAGAUAUCAUGAAAAGCUCGCUGUAUCUCUAUAUAGCUCAUCUCUUCCACCACACCUAUCUGGUAUUAAAUUAGGUGUAAUUAGUUCCGAAGAACUUCCUUUGUACUACAGGAGAAGCGUUGAACUAAAUAGCAAUUCUUCAGAAUCCUAUGAGAAUAUCAUGCAGAGUUCUUUGGGAUUUGUUAAUCCAGGAGUAGUUGAAUUCCUUUUAGGAAAACUAGGAAUAGAUGAAUCUAAUCCACCAUCUUUAAUGCGAGGCCUGCAAAGCAAAAAUUUCUCUGAAGACGAUUUUGCUUCUGCAUUAAGAAAGAAGCAGUCUGCAUCUUGGGCUUUAAAAUGUGUGAAGAUUGGAGUUGAUUAUUUUAAGGUUGGACGCCACGUGGAUGCUAUGAAUGAAUACAAUAAGGCUCUGGAAAUAGAUAAACAAAAUGUGGAAGCUUUGGUAGCUCGUGGAGCAUUAUACGCAACAAAAGGAAGUCUGAACAAAGCAAUAGAAGAUUUUGAGCUUGCAUUGGAAAACUGUCCAACUCACAGGAAUGCAAGAAAAUACCUCUGCCAGACCCUUGUAGAAAGAGGAGGGCAGUUAGAAGAAGAAGAAAAGUUUUUAAAUGCUGAAAGUUACUAUAAGAAAGCUUUGGCUUUGGAUGAAACUUUUAAAGAUGCAGAGGAUGCUUUGCAGAAGCUUCAUAAAUAUAUGCAGAAAUCUUUGGAAUUAAGAGAAAAACAAGCUGAAAAGGAAGAAAAGCAGAAAACAAGGAAAAUAGAAACAAGUGCAGAAAAGUUACGUAAGCUUUUAAAAGAGGAGAAAAGGCUAAAGAAAAAAAGAAGAAAAUCAACUUCUUCCUCUUCAAGUGUUUCUUCUGCUGAUGAAUCAGUUUCUUCUUCUUCAUCCUCUUCCUCUUCUGGUCACAAAAGGCAUAAGAAACAUAAGAGGAAUCGCUCAGAGUCUUCUCGAAGUUCCAAAAGGCAUUCAGCUAAGGCAUCCUCAAAUCAGGUAGAUCAGAAUAAGAAAGAUGAGUGCUUCCCAGUUCCAGCCAAUACUUCAGCAUCUUUUCUUAACCAAAAACAAGAAGUGGAAAAACUACUGGAAAAGCAGGAUAGGUUACCAUAUCAAAAGAAACAGGUAAAAGAAAAAGAUAGAUGCCCUCUUUCUUCAUCUUCAGUUGAAAUUCCGGAUGAUUUUGGAGGUAGGUCUGAAGAUCCAAGAGAUUUUUAUAAUAGCUAUAAAACUCAGACAGGUAGUAGCAAAACAGAAAAGCCACAUAAAUCAGAAAGACAUUUUUCCAGUAGAAGAGAUUCCUCAGAUUCCUUCUAUAGGAAUUCAGAGGACAAGAUAAAAAUUUAUGGUUAUAGAAGAUUUGAGAAAGAUACAGAAGGAAGAAAAGAACACUAUAGAAGGUGGGAGCCAGGUUCCAUGAGAUAUUCCACUUCACCAGCAAGCUCAGACUACUCUUGGAAGUCAGUUGAAAAAUAUAAAAAAUACACUUAUUCUGGAUCACGUGAUUUCAGUAGACAUGAGCAAAGAUAUCAAUUAAAUAAAAAUCAAGGAGAAUAUGAAAGAGAGGGUAAUUUUGAGGAGGAUGUUAAAACAGAGGUUCCAGAAGAGGGACUAAGUAGCAAAGAGCAUUCAGAAAGUGGAGUUAAAAAAAAAUUACCUCAAAAUUUACUCAAUAUAUUUAAUCAGAUAGCUGCAUUUGAGAAAGAAAAAGGAAAUAAGCCAAAAAAUUAAUAUGCCAAGGGGAUCAGCACCAUUACACUAAAGGCUUUUAAUAAAAGGUUUUGGUCUUUUAGUAAUAACAGUCCAGUGCAGAAAUAUCUGCUCCUGCAGUUAUUUUAUUUGUAGAGACUACAGAAAUCAAGUGCUUUUUAUAGUGAUCCUCAAAGUAUAUUUCAGUUGUAGGUCCCCUUUUCAUAGCUUGAUUUUUUUCAGGCUUUUCUUGUGUAUGUUUAUAUACAGUUAUUUCUUAACUCUGAUGAUUUAAACUUCUUCACCUGAAGAUAACACUCUCAAAGUAUUGUUUCUUCAUUGUAUUAUGGUGUGUGAGAAUUCCUUGGGUCCACCUUAUCCUGCUGUUUGAGAGAAUAUUAAAUUUGUGCAUUGAACACUUGGA
Molecule: messenger RNA, 2865 nt
Organism: Balaenoptera acutorostrata (minke whale)
Lineage: Eukaryota; Metazoa; Chordata; Mammalia; Artiodactyla; Balaenopteridae
Gene: TTC14
Product: tetratricopeptide repeat domain 14
Exons: 12
Coding region: 165-2483 (772 amino acids)
Molecular function (GO): protein binding; nucleic acid binding
Source: RefSeq, a predicted model, not a curated record